GUAAAGGUAAUCGGCCAUAAACGGUUUAAACGCCGUUUUGCACCAGCAGUUAAAUGCAUUUAAGCUUUGCCCUUCACCAUCCGCGUUGCACACGCACGCUUGGAGGAGUGGAAAUGAAACACCCCGGCGGCUUCUCCCUCUCUUUCCUCUUUCUGCCCUCGGGCACGCACCCGUCUAUAAAUCGGCCCGCGCCGCCAUUCCUGGGUGGAAAAGAAAAAAAAGAAAGAAAGAAAGAAAAAGAGGGAUUAAUUCCAUAUAGACGAAGCGAUCGUUCCAAGGGCGCAGAAGCGGGAAAAGGCAAAUCGAGGCAACGACAGGAGAAAUCUCCGUGGAGGGUUAAAGCGGUGAGGAAUUAGCUUGAGGCUCCUGGACCACAGUGGAAUGCUGAAUAAGGCAGUAGCAAGAUUACAACGAUAGACCAUGGACUUCAACGUGAGACACUGGUGAUGCAGUGGCAGUAUCUUCAAGAGGCCUAAUUUGGAUGCCAUAUCUGCAGCACAUCUUCAAUCAUGGCUGUUUCAGGACCAAAAGCUGUUCUACUGUCAUUUGCGAGCCUUUUCCUUCUCACAUUUCACCUCUCUGCGGCACACAGGAUUCCUGACUAUGCUGAAGAAGAUGAGGAGAAGCAGUGUUCCAGAAGAGAGCACCCUAUGAUUUAUUUCGAAGAUCUGAAGCCUUGGGUUUCAAAUUUCACAUACUCUGGUGUACGGGACUUCUCUCAGCUUGCUCUAGAUGCCAAUAGGAAUCAACUCAUUGUUGGAGCCAGGAACUACCUCUUCAGACUUAGUCUACACAAUGUUUCUCUUAUUCAGGCAACAGAAUGGGGCUCAGACGAAGACACCAGAAGAUCAUGUCAAAGUAAAGGAAAAACUGAGGAGGAAUGCCAAAACUAUGUUCGCGUUCUCAUUGUUUAUGGCAAGAAGGUUUUCACUUGCGGCACAAAUGCUUUUUCACCAGUAUGUUCCAGCAGACAGGUAGGAAAUCUUAGCAAAAUAAUUGAAAAAAUAAAUGGGGUAGCUCGCUGCCCCUACGACCCCCGGCACAACUCAACAGCUGUGAUCACAUCCCAGGGAGAACUGUAUGCUGCGACAGUCAUUGACUUUUCUGGACGGGAUCCAGCCAUUUAUCGCAGCCUUGGAAACAUCCCACCUCUUAGAACAGCACAGUACAACUCUAAAUGGCUUAAUGAGCCCAACUUCAUUGCUGCCUAUGACAUUGGUUUGUUCACUUACUUCUUUUUCCGUGAGAAUGCGGUAGAGCAUGACUGUGGAAAAACAGUCUAUUCUCGUGUGGCCAGAGUUUGUAAAAAUGACAUUGGGGGACGAUUUUUGUUGGAAGAUACAUGGACAACUUUCAUGAAGGCUCGGCUGAAUUGUUCCCGUUCUGGAGAAAUCCCUUUUUACUACAAUGAACUGCAAAGCACAUUUUAUCUUCCUGAACAGGAUUUGAUCUAUGGAGUAUUCACAACCAAUGUAAACAGUAUUGCUGCUUCAGCAGUGUGUGCCUUCAAUCUCAGUGCUAUUACACAAGCCUUUAAUGGGCCUUUCCGGUACCAGGAAAAUCCAAGAUCUGCAUGGCUGCCAACAAUCAAUCCAAUCCCAAACUUUCAGUGUGGCAUAUUGAAUGAUGAUGGCCCCAAUGAGAAUCUAACAGAAAGGAUCCUGCAGGAUGCUCAGCGCUUGUUCCUAAUGAAUGAUGUGGUGCAACCUGUCUCUGUGGACCCCUAUGUUACUCAGGACAACAUCCGUUUUUCCAAACUGGUGGUUGACAUUGUUCAGGGCAAGGAUACACUCUACCAUGUGAUGUACAUUGGGACAGAGCACGGUACUAUUUUGAAGGCACUGUCUACUACCAACAAGAGCCUGAGGAGUUGUUAUUUAGAGGAAAUGCAGAUUCUUCCCACCAGUCAAAAGGAGCCAAUCCAAAGUCUUCAAAUAUUGCACAGUGGCAGAUCAUUGUUUGUUGGUUUGAAUAAUGGAGUGCUAAAAAUCCCUCUGGAGAGAUGUUCAAUGUACAGAACAGAAGGAGAGUGCUUGGGCUCAAGGGAUCCGUAUUGUGGCUGGGAUAAAAAGCAAAAGCGAUGCACAACCAUUGAGGACAGCUCCAAUAUGAGCCUCUGGAGUCAAAAUAUUACCGAGUGCCCUGUGAAAAAUCUGAUGGUGCAUGGGCAGUUGGGGACCUGGUCUCCAUGGCAGCCAUGUGAACAUUCAGAUGGAGAUAGUACAGGUUCCUGCAUGUGCAGAUCACGGUCGUGUAACAACCCUCAGCCCCGGUGUGGUGGACGUGACUGUGAAGGAGCCAGAAUAGAGAUUGCAAAUUGCUCAAGGAAUGGAGCUUGGACCCCAUGGUCGUCCUGGGCCCCCUGCAGCACUUCCUGUGGGAUUGGCUUUCAGGUCCGUCAGAGGUCAUGCAGCAACCCUGCUCCGCGAUACGGAGGCAGGGUCUGUGUCGGACAAAGCAGAGAGGAGCGAUUCUGCAAUGAGAACAGUCCGUGCCCAUUGCCAAUCUUCUGGUCUUCGUGGGGCCCUUGGAAUAAAUGUAGUGCAAACUGUGGUGGAGGCAUGCACUCCAGGCAGAGAUCCUGUGAAAAUGGAAACUCUUGCCCAGGCUGUGCUGUGGAGUACAAAACCUGCAGCCCGGAGGCCUGCCCAGAAGUGCGGAGAAGCACACCCUGGACCCCUUGGACCCCUACCAAUAUUACUCAAAGUGGGGCCCGCCAAGAGCAGCGCUUCCGUUACACCUGUCGUGCUCAGCUGGCUGACCCCCAUGACCUACAGUUUGGCAGAAAGAAGACGGAGAGUCGGUUUUGUCCCAAUGAUGGCUCCGCCGUUUGCGACACAGAUUCUCUAGUCGAUGACCUUCUGAAAAGUGGCAAGACCUCUAUCCGGAUUAUCAAUGGCGGCUGGUCCUUUUGGGGGGGAUGGUCAUCUUGUACCCGGGAUUGUGAACUGGGCUUCAGAACCAGGAAGCGAAUGUGCACCAAUCCGGAACCCAAGAAUGGGGGUGUUCCUUGCAUAGGAUCUGCAAUGGAAUAUCAGGAUUGUAACCCCCACCCUUGCCCAGUGAAGGGCUCAUGGUCCUGCUGGACUCCUUGGUCUCAGUGCUCAGCAACAUGUGGAGGUGGACACUACCAGCGCACCCGGACCUGCACCAACCCAGCACCAACUAAUGGGGAAGAUAUCUGCAUUGGGCUACACACAGAGGAAGCCCUCUGCAAUACACACCCAUGUGAAGGAGGCUGGUCUGAAUGGUCUGAAUGGAGUUUAUGCAAUGAAGAUAGCAUCCAGUAUCGUAGCCGUUUCUGUGAAAUCCACAGCCCAGGAUCUGUUCAAUGUGCAGGGAAUAGCACACAGUACCAAGAAUGUCUGUAUAAUGAGAUCCCUGUAAUCCUGCCAGCAUCGAGCAUUGAUGAGAGCACGAACUGUGGAGGUUUUAGCCUCAUCCACCUCAUUGCCACAGGACUCUCCUGCUUCUUUGGCUCUAGCCUCUUAACCUUUGUGAUCUACGUUUACUGUCAACGGUGCCAGAGACAAUCUCAGGAGUCGACCGUUAUCCAUCCCACCACUCCCAAUCAUCUUCAUUACAAAGGCAACACAACUCCCAAGAAUGAAAAGUACACACCUAUGGAAUUCAAGACACUAAACAAGAACAAUUUAAUACCAGAUGACAGGACCAACUUCUAUCCUUUGCAACAAACAAAUGUGUACACAACAACCUAUUAUCCCAGUACACUGAAUAAAUAUGACUACAGGCCUGAGGCCUCCCCUGGAAGGACCUUUACUAAUAGCUGAUGACGAUCUGCCUAAGAACUGGAUUACUUCCUAUAUGAUUUUUAUUUUUAAAAUUGAGUUUAUGGACCAAAUAUUGGCCCAAUCUAUAGAUGUAAAUAUUAUAAGUGGGCCUUUUAUUUUCUCUCUUAUUGGUGGUCUUACUUUCAAGUAGCACAUCUCCUUAAGUGGAUCUUCUGCUUAUGGAUAAUGGGUGGUCUAGGAUAUUUGACAAGUAUUCAGCUAGAGAUAGCAGUUCCUGUUAUGGAUAUCACAGUUUGAGUUGUCCCUUUGGUGUCUGAUACCAAGAUAAUCCUGGAACCAGCCCUAAUGUGCUAAGUUUGUGUGGAAUGAAAUGACUACCCAGUACAACUUCAGAAGUUCUGUGGACAUCGGAAGACAAAUCCUAGCAAAGCGCUGAGACUUAUUCUUCAUAUGCCUACAGGUUAAUAGUAUUAGGAACAUCAUUCAUCCAGACAGACUUGUGGAACACCAUAUUCAAGAGUUUGGCUUUUAAGCUUCAGGAUCAUCAGCAUUUUUUGUGACAUGGCGACAUAUAUGCAAGUAACCUUUAAUGGGAAAAAUCCUGUCAGAUUUAUAAAACAAAUGAGAUAACUUCACGCAAGAGAAAUGUUUUGAAACAUUUCUGAAGCAAAGUGGUAAGACUUUUUAAGUUUGGAUACAUGAGACAUGGGCUUUGGAUACACAAAAGAUGGUUGAUUCUCCUGGACAAUAUGAAGAGAGUGGAACAAGAGCCAUGGAAGAUCCUGAUAGAAACUUUUCUCUUCUUGCUUUGAUUCCAGGAGAUUCUUAAGACACCAUUGGACUGAUGGCCCUCUGCCCUUGUUGAAAUUACCAAGCUUUGUGCUAGUGCUGAUUUUAUUUUUUAUAAUUUUUUAUUCACUUGAACAAAGAAAAGAAUAUUGAUUUCAGUAUGUCUCUAAAGAAUGUCUCCAUAGUGUAGCCUAACCCAGAAAGCCUAAGGCAAAGUCCUUUAGUGUCUUCCAGCCAAGAAAGAAAUACAGUGUACAUCAGUAGCUGCCAUUGUUCACUAGUAUUGGAGCAAGAAAGAUAAUUAUUCUGCUCCAAUUAAAAUAAACUGGGGUCUGUAGCAUUUUGAAACAAUCCAGUCCAGCCUUGAAAGAUUAUCUUUUAUGCUUUGUUAGACCAAUGCAUCUAGUCAUGUCAUUUUGGGCUAGAUGAGUCUCUUGUUAAUGAUACUUUCUCAUCAUCUAAUGUAUAAACUCUUGGUGCUAAGCAAUGAAGAUGGCCGCAAUAUAUAUAGCAUGUGAUAAGAAUGUAAGCCAGUUCCUACAUGAGUUCUGAUCUGUUUGCUGUUUCUGGGUUGUCUGUGCUUUAAGCCAUUGGUUUCCAACUCAGGUUGACUAGCAUUGAACACAGAAUGGGUAGCUGCUGGUAGUACCUUCAUAAUUAUCUAUUGAAAGAAUUGUCUGAGAGGGGGGCACAGUCUAGACCCUACAUCCAAGCAAGAAACCCAGACUAAUAAGUGACUCUAAAAUGACUCAGGAUGCUGUUUUAAAGUGAGAAAAUGAUCCAGGGCUGAUACCAGCAUCUCAUUCUACCUUAUAGAAUCAGAAGUCAUAAAACAAGCAUUAGUGCCUAAGCUAUGAAAAACCCUGGCUGAGUGCAUGGGACAGAUAUGAUUUAGUGAUUUAGGUAGGAUGUCCUCUAUGGAUCUUUCUGUUGGCUAAUGAAAGAGAGAGUGAUUGGGCAGUCAAAUUGCUACAGGCUCCUAACCCAAGCUAGGCCCUUGUAGGAAGGUAUGUCGGGUUCCUGUGAGGAGCACACUGUGUAUAGUUCACCAGCAGAAGCUGCUGCUUGUGCAGAUCUGUAAUCAUUGGGAUACUUGUUAUUAACUAAUUAACACUUGAGGUCUGUAAGAAAUUGUUGGAUCAAGGCCAGAGUGAAGCAUUGUUUCAGACAGAGUUCCAUUUUUUGCAAGACUUCAUUUCACAGAGGUGACUGCAAAUUAAGUAUUCAUUAUCCUGUUGUUUUGCUUGAUUUUUAUUUUAUUUUUUAUUUUUUGCCAUGAGGGGAUCCAGGUGGAUUUUUUUCAGUGACUUUAAAUAGUGGGUUUUCAUUCUCUUACAUAUUUUUCUUCUUCUUCAGAUACCACAAAUCAUGGCAUGUUUCAGGGCAGGGAUAUUUUUAUGUACUCCAUUGCAAUUCUUUCUUCCCAGGGACCCAAAUGUGAAAAAUGAUAGGCUUUCAAAAGUAAGAACCACCAUUUUUAAAUCAGUUGCACAGGCUGCUGAAAAGAAGAAAAUCAAGGAAAGCAGCGGGUUAAAAGUAAUCAGAGCUAUUACCACGCAGCGUCUGCUUAAGCAUGACAUUUUUUUCUAGCCCGCGUUAAUGCUCCCUAAUUCACAGGGAAGGCUAUUGACAGGAACAUUCUUCUGUCUCCAAUGCCUUUAUGCUUUAGGUACAGGCUGCUGGUGUUCUUGGUGAUCAGUCCUUUCCCCUGUGGAGGGAUUGUCUAAAUGCUUGAUUUUCCAUGUGCUGACUGCAAUACUAGCCCAAUGGGAAUCCCAUGCACUUUGCAAACGUUUUCCCGGAAAAAAAAAAACAAAGCUCUGGCCCCUCGGCGGGACAACCAGACCGUCUUGCCUUUGAUGUGGCAAUAGGCCCACGUGUGUUGAGGUGUACUUCAGCCUUUUGCUGCAUGAGAAGAAAAACCACCUCGGAGCAUUCCCACGCUGACCAGAUCAUUCUUCAGUGCUGCCCAGAAAGCUGCUUUGGAAUCUCAGUCCAGUAUAUGCAACACCAGGGAGCAACGUUGGGUGUGUGUGUGUGUGUGAAAUAAUGAAAUCGAAUUUUAAAUUACAUUAAAUGCAAGCUUCUGGGACCUGGGUCUUAAUAUUCUUAUGGUCAGGCAUGAAGGAGAUGUUCGCAAAAGUCUACUAUUAAAAAAGCACUAGAACGAAAGCCAAAUGGAUUAAAAGCCUUCCCAGUUCUUACCCUUGAUAAUUUCAGCCACCUAUUUGGGUGACUUUAGGUGGCAUCUGCAAAAUCUAACCAAGCAGCUGUGAAAACUAGUUACUAAAGCUAGUUAUAACUAAUAGUUAUUCCAAAGGGCUGUACAGAGUCCGAGUAAGUGGCUGAAGGGAGCACCGCAGCCAUUCAGAUGUUUAGAAGUGAGAUUUGAAACUUUUCACUAAUUCUGAUCUUCACUUAACAGUUUGUUUCCUUCAUUAGAGAGGAUUGGAAGAGUGAGUAAGUUUUCAUAUUUGGAUAGGACAGUCUAUUAACACCUUUCUUUUUCAUAAUUAACUUCUGUGAUCUUUUGGGUGUGAGAAAUUAUUGCUAUACGUGUUUCAUUAUGGUUCAUUGUCUUAUUACAUUAGCUUUUAAUAGGUAUGGUUUUUAGAGAUUUGGCAAUUUGCUAUUACACACUGGUUCAGCAAUUCCUUACUGGCAGCUCUAAAAACUUUCUUCCCAGAAGAGCUGAUUCGUUUAAAUGGAAUUGACAGCUCCUGCUGCUGCCAUUCUUCCAAGGAAGCCAUAUUGACAGGAGAAUGUGAAGUGCACAUCUUGGAAAGCCUUCCAGGUUCUGAAUUGGAGCCAAAGGGUCCAGGGAGUCAAAGGAAGAAGAGCUGAUCAGCCUGUUACAAGAUUGUCCUUCAACGGUUUCUCUGUGUUCCUGUGGUUUUCUUCAGUGUUUGUCUUCUUCCAUCACGAUAGGAAUACAGAGCAUGUUUACACUGAUAAAGCAACCAAGCUUCAUCACAACUCUAUGCCAACCAUGUACUUACUCUGCUGCCUAUUUCUGCCAGGGCACCAAAAUGCAAUGUGGGUCAUUUGUGUUGUCUCUUCUCUAACUCGAGGAAAUACGGUCUCCUUUGCUGAACUGUCGUGACACCAUCCUGAACUGCCCACCAGUCUAGAGACUGUUCUAGAGCUCGAUCCUGAAUUGACUGCUGGGAGUUCAUUUGAUGGGUAUGGUUCUUAAAUAAAGAGGCCUACUAUCAUGGGAUUAAGAAAAACUCAGAGAAGGAAAUGUCAUCCCAAGGGAGAAUGCGUAUUUCUAUGACUCACCCACAUCUGAGAUACACAUGUAUACCUAUUGCCUUAUUAUUUUUUUUAGAGAAUGAUACAUUAAAUUAAGAUCUAUAUAAGAAGUGGGAAUGAUUUGAAUUCUAUUCAAAGCAUAAUUUAGGACUAUAAUUUCCUAGCAUUAUGAAAUCUAUUGUGACACAAAGAUCAUUCAGAGUUUAAUCUGUGUAAUCAUUACUCACACUGAAUGUGAAAUUUUCUUACCCAUGCAAACUAUAAAUGCCAUGAAAUCCUCUUAUUCAAACACUGGUAAAUAUAUUGUUAUAUAUUUAUAACAGAAAUGUUAUAUAUUUACUGCUGAAUGUCUAAAAAUAAAUUUAGAAUAAAGUGAAAAAGAAAAAACAAAACGGCAGCACUAGACUUUCCUGAUAGUGUUAAGGGAAAUGCUCCCCCAGCAAGAUUUUAACGAAAACUUGAUUUUUCAUAGAUCAAUGAUUUUUUUCAUUCUUGAAUGAAAAUUGAAAAGUUGACUUUUUAACUAGAAAUGUUCAUCUUCCCCUGGAAAAAAAAAUCCAUUCCUGUUCAGAAUGGCAAAGUAAACAAUGUUUGUAUUUGCUCAUACUUUAUGAAUAAAC
Pseudonaja textilis is the source of this 8416-nucleotide messenger RNA. NCBI's taxonomy places the organism in Eukaryota, Metazoa, Chordata, Lepidosauria, Squamata, Elapidae. The record is from RefSeq and is a predicted model, not a curated record.